CUUUUCUUUCCAUUUUUGUGCAUGCACGUGCAAUAAAUCUGUGACACAAUUUGUGUCACAAUUUUGUAUUCAGUGCAGUGCAUGAUCGGACCAGUCUGACAUGUUGGGCUUCCCCCUCCAUACGUUCUGGCACUGACACGAGUCCCGCCCUCAUCCUCACAAGGUCCUCAGGUGAUAGUGAAGGAGAUUAAGAGCACACCUAACCCUUUACUUUACAAAGCAGCAUUGUCUCAGCCUCUCUCCAGAGCUCCUCAUCAGCUCGGCAGUUUGUGGAUCACAUUUCAUUCACACACACAUCUCAGAAGGAGGAAAAAAAGUAUUCUUCAAAAUGCCUGUCAGCCUCUGUGGAACAUGGGACAUCAUCAGCAAUGUCAACUUUGAGGGCUAUAUGAUUGCACUGGGUAUCAGUCCUUACUUACGAAAGAUUGCUCUGAGGCUGAAGCUGAGGAAGGUGAUUGAGCAGCGCGGCGACCAGUACAUCAUCAAAACGGUCAGCGCCUUCCGAAACUACACCAUCUCCUUCAGAGUGGGCCAGGAGUUUGUGGAAUUUACACAGGGACUGGACAACAGACAUGUCAAGUCACUGGUGACAUGGGAGGGGAAUAAACUGGUGUGUGAACAGAUUGGAGAGAAGAAGAACCGGGGUUGGAGUCACUGGGUUGAAGACGACAAGCUACAUCUGGAGUUGCACUGCGAAGGAGAAAUAUGCAAGCAGGUCUUUAAGAAAAAUGUGGCUGAGUGAAGAAGAAUUAAAGUUGUAUUUCAGGAGAUGUUACUCUGUGAUGAACAGUUUUGUGUUAAAUCCACCGCUCUGAACCCUGAACAACAAAACCACAGUAAAAGUUCAGUUUGUGGUGUUUUCUCUGUACUCAGUUCAGGAGAAAAUAUCCGUCCUUUCAGGGUAUGGAUUUACACCAGUAGAUGGCAUCAAUGCAUUACUUUUGUCAGAUACUGGUCUACACUGGUGUGUAGUUUGCUGGUGUUGGCUUCAGCAUCAUGCAUCUUUAUUGCUUGUUUCAAUGGGCUGAAAAAAGCUUGUCCAUUCAGGCUCUGUUAAGUGAUAAGUUUUUGUUUCCAUAAAAUCUCUUUUGUCUGAUAACACAAAUUUGAGGAAAUGUUUCUUUUCACUGGCUUGUGCUAUCCACCCGAUAUUUGGUUGAGCUAUUUGUAAAAUUAAAAUCUCUCAUUCAUGUAGAUGCAUCUACACCCAAUGUACAACAAAAAGUGAGGUGCAAGAUGUUCGGAAUGCAAUUUGAUUUUAUGUGAAUGUAUAAUAAAAUGAGGUUUGAAAGAA
This is a messenger RNA of Seriola aureovittata, 1294 nucleotides long. RefSeq names its product retinol binding protein 7a, cellular (gene rbp7a). Lineage: Eukaryota; Metazoa; Chordata; Actinopteri; Carangiformes; Carangidae. Bases 329 to 742 code for a protein of 137 amino acids. Gene Ontology annotation, cellular component: cytosol; nucleus. Gene Ontology annotation, biological process: fatty acid transport. The transcript has 4 exons. The record is from RefSeq and is a predicted model, not a curated record. Gene Ontology annotation, molecular function: fatty acid binding.